CUAUACGGACCGCGCGUCUCUCCUCUCUACACGUCCGCGCCAAUAUUCACGUAAAGUUGACAAACUUUUAAAAGAACGGCAAACGCACAUUUUUUUUUAAAUUCACGCAAACGGUAUGAUAUGAUGCGUAUUGAAUAGUAAAAAGUUUCGUUGUUCUUUGGACUUCGUCAUUGUAGUCGUAGGAAGAAUCUGCCAGCUGUCAUUUGUUUUGAUUAGUAAACGUCGCUGUGGUUCGCGAUUUGCCACCGGCCCACCGUCUAUUACAGGAACAUAGGAGCAGUCAUUUACUUCUUUUGUGGUGUGAGUGGGUGGGCACGCGCGAGGUGGAGGCGGCGGUGCGGCGGCGGCGCGGCGACGUGCGCUCGCGACUGUAAGCGUUCGCCGACGCCCGAGGAACAUGCGCGCAGUCAACACGCGCCGCGCCGCACGAUCGCGCGCUACACAAUGCUCAACAUGAAGCUAAAGGAGCGCUUAGCGCUCGCGAUCAGCGCCUCCCUGAUACUCUUCACUUUAAUGCUUGUCGUCGAUCUGCAAAUGGACUAUGGAAUUUCCGGACACAGGGUACCCCUGCACGGCCGCGUCAGGAUCGGCGACGUAGAAGAUAAAGGCAGAUCAGCCUACAUAGAAUUUCGGAAGAGAUUCUUGCAGAAAAGCAACAGCAGCAAUGGUUCCCGAGAAUACGAACAGUCAGCCCAGGCAGAGACAAGUGGUCUUGCAACCGACGUGGAACCGAGGACGCCUGCGCCACCGGCCGAUAAGUUUGACGACUUACAACAAAUCCUGUUCGCUCAGCUACAGGGGUCCUCCUUCGAUAAUGCAGUGGUCAUACCUCCGCACCGAGACCUGAAUGUUUUGAGGCCCGAGAAUCCGACUAUUGGGGAGAUGGAGGAUUUAGAACUUAGUGUCAACGCAUCUAAUCUCGAGAAGUUUCAGCUGAAAAUCGCCCAGCAUGAACUAUACGAGGAUGGAGAGAUUUUGGUCGAAGCUAUUUUAAAAGAUAUGGCCACGUUACCCGUGUUACACGCAGAACAAAAGGAAGGCGGGACGCAGCUCAAACUCAUAAUAGAUUAUCCAAACGGAGUUCAAGCACUCUUUAAACCAAUGAGAUUCGCCCGUGAUGUCCAGACGUUGCCGAACCACUUCUAUUUCUCGGAUUACGAACGGCACAAUGCUGAAAUAGCAGCUUUUCAUCUCGACAGGAUACUCGGCUUCCGGCGGGCAAUGCCGGUUGUGGGCCGCGUUCUCAACAUGACCACUGAGAUCUAUGACGUCACCGAAGGGGACAUACUCAAGACAUUUUUCGUGUCCCCUGCGAACAACUUCUGCUUCCACGGCAAGUGCUCGUACUACUGUGACACGGGACACGCAAUAUGCGGCAACCCUGAUAUGUUGGAGGGAAGCUUCGCCGCUUUUUUGCCCUCUUCUGAUGUUGCUGAGAGGAAGGUUUGGCGUCAUCCAUGGAGGCGUUCAUAUCAUAAGCGCAGGAAAGCGCAAUGGGAGCUGCAGUCCGAUUACUGUGAUACGGUACGGACUACUCCGCCCUACGACUCUGGACGCCGACUACUCGAUCUUAUGGACAUGUCUAUAUUUGAUUUCCUUACUGGGAAUAUGGACCGACAUCACUACGAAACAUUCAAAAUGUUCGGGAACGAGACGUUUACGCUGCACUUAGAUCAAGGCAGGGCGUUUGGGAAGGCGUUCCACGAUGAACUCAGUAUUCUAGCACCUCUACUGCAGUGCUGCGUCGUCAGGCACACCACGCUCGCCACUUUAUUAAAAUUCGUCAAUGGCGUACCUCUAUCAGGCAUUCUACGCGAAUCUAUGAAGAUAGAUCCCGUGUCGCCUAUACUCUGGGAGCCACACCUCCAAGCCUUAGACAGAAGGGUUGUAAUAGUUCUCGACGCGAUCCGUAAGUGCGUCGAGAAGGCCAACAAUCCGCUCCAAAACGAAAUAAACGACUUCGUAUGACCGCUAGAACUGUAUGCUUAGUGCGAGUUUCUUAACGUUCUCGACAGCGUAAAAGUUAAGCCAAUUUAGUAUGCAGUUGGAACAGCGCCCCUAGCGGCAAACGUACGCAAACGUUCCCACUCCAUACAAAUAUCAGCUAACUUUUACGCUGUCGAGAACGUUAAAAAACUCGCACUAAGCACACUGUUGUGUAGUCGAAGUGAAACUUACGCUUAUGUGAUACGGCAAGGGGCGUUGCAAUCAGUGAAAACGAUUGGCUAGUCUAACUCUCUUAUAUGUGACUUAAAGUGACUUAAAAGAAAUCUAAGACUAAUCUAAAAA
This is a messenger RNA of Bombyx mandarina (wild silkworm), 2289 nucleotides long. RefSeq names its product extracellular serine/threonine protein CG31145. Gene Ontology annotation, cellular component: Golgi apparatus. NCBI's taxonomy places the organism in Eukaryota, Metazoa, Arthropoda, Insecta, Lepidoptera, Bombycidae. Gene Ontology annotation, molecular function: protein serine/threonine kinase activity. Gene Ontology annotation, biological process: protein phosphorylation. The record is from RefSeq and is a predicted model, not a curated record.